Molecule: messenger RNA, 4765 nt
Organism: Toxotes jaculatrix (banded archerfish)
Lineage: Eukaryota; Metazoa; Chordata; Actinopteri; Toxotidae
Gene: ppp3cca
Product: protein phosphatase 3, catalytic subunit, gamma isozyme, a
Exons: 13
Coding region: 685-2184 (499 amino acids)
Biological process (GO): calcineurin-mediated signaling
Cellular component (GO): cytoplasm; calcineurin complex
Molecular function (GO): calmodulin-dependent protein phosphatase activity; calmodulin binding
Source: RefSeq, a predicted model, not a curated record
UGCUCCUCACUCACUGUCAGAUUAGAGUUUAAUCCGAGGAGGAGGAUACACUGUCAAGACGCUGUCUGCAUCUUGGAAGGACUCUCGGUGUUUAUGCAUACUAAAUAAACGCGACUCUACGCGCUGCUGUCGUUUUGUCUACAGUACCCGGCCUGCACAUAGAAGAUGAAACGCCAGUCUUCCGUUGUUGUCUUUGCCUGUCCACCGACUUGCCAAUACGUUAAGAUGUUAGCUGGCUAACUAGCUGAAAAAGAGCAAGUAAAUCGGAUUAGCUGCUAGCGGCAGCCUCCCUAUAGGUAAUAUCCAGGUUUUAUUUGCUGCACUUUGCAACUGUUACACAGCAAACAGUCGCCUCUGUUUAUUUUAUUUUAUUUUAUUUUAAUCUCAUUUCUGCAAGUGUGUCAAGAUUACUACUUUGUGCUUUAAUUAUUCGCUAGCAUUAAUGAUGUUUGCAAGCUAGCUAGGUUCUUAGCUAGUCAAACCCCAACAAGAGCUGGAGCUCCUUCGCUACCUAAUCUUCACUGUUUGUUGGAAAGAGCAAACCUUAAACUAGUGCCUCCGACCCCAACCGAAAGUCACGACGGAGCUGACGGUCAGACUGAGGUGCUAGCUUGUCCUCAGGCUAGCUGGCAAGAGAGCUGUACAAGAUUUGAACCUCGAAAUUAGCCCCCAGUCGAAGCAAAGAUGUCAGGAAAGGAUAAAGACAAACAGGAGAAACAGUCCACAACAGAGCGGCUGAUAAAAGCUGUGCCAUACCCUCCACAACAUAAGCUGACUGUGAAAGAGCUUUUUGAAGAUGGCAAACCCAACGCUGAGCUACUCCGUAACCACCUUGUCAAGGAGGGCAGGGUUGAAGAGGACGUGGCUCUAAAGAUCAUCAAUGACGGGGCCAACAUCCUCCGCCAAGAGAAGUGCAUGUUGGAAGUGGAGGCCCCUAUAACAGUAUGUGGUGAUGUCCACGGACAAUUCUUUGACCUUAUGAAGUUGUUUGAAGUGGGGGGAUCGCCCAGUAACACACGGUAUCUCUUCCUCGGUGACUAUGUCGAUCGAGGAUACUUCAGUAUUGAGUGUGUUCUCUACCUCUGGUCGCUCAAGAUCAACCACCCCACCACACUCUUCCUCCUGCGUGGGAACCACGAGUGCCGACACCUCACAGAGUACUUCACCUUCAAACAGGAAUGUAAAAUUAAAUACUCUGAACGGGUGUAUGAUGCCUGUAUGGAGGCCUUUGACUGCCUGCCCCUAGCCGCCCUGCUAAAUCAACAGUUCCUGUGUGUACAUGGUGGACUCUCGCCGGAAAUCAACUGCCUAGACGACAUAAGAAAAUUAGACAGGUUUAAAGAGCCUCCAGCAUUUGGGCCAAUGUGUGACCUGAUUUGGGCUGACCCUGGUGAGGACUACGGCAGUGAAAAAACAUCUGAACACUUCAACCAUAACUCUGUCAGAGGCUGCUCAUACUUUUUCAGUUACUCAGCAGUCUGUGACUUUUUGGUAAACAAUAACUUGCUGUCAGUAAUAAGAGCCCAUGAAGCACAGGAUGCAGGGUAUCGGAUGUACAGAAAAAGCCAGACCACAGGCUUCCCUUCAUUAAUCACAAUCUUUUCAGCUCCAAAUUACCUAGAUGUCUACAACAACAAAGCUGCUGUAUUAAAAUAUGAGAACAAUGUGAUGAACAUCAGACAGUUCAACUGCUCCCCCCACCCUUACUGGUUGCCCAACUUUAUGGAUGUCUUCACAUGGUCUUUGCCUUUUGUUGGAGAGAAAGUGACGGAGAUGCUAGUGAAUGUACUGAACAUCUGCUCCGACGAUGAACUCAUGUCAGAGGGAGAUGACCUAUAUGAAGGUGGCACCUCAGCGAUGCGUAAGGAGGUCAUCCGAAACAAGAUUCGCGCUGUGGGGAAAAUGGCCCGCGUCUUCUCAGUCCUCAGGGAGGAAAGCGAGAGUGUGUUAACACUUAAAGGCCUGACCCCAACUGGAACUCUUCCACUGGGAGUGUUGUCAGGGGGAAAACAGACCUUACAGACCGCCAUUCAAGGCUUCUCUCCUACAAGGAAGAUUCGUAACUUUGAGGAGGCUCGCGGUCUGGACAGGAUAAACGAGAGGAUGCCGCCUCGCAAAGAUGGCCAGCAGCCAGACGGUACCACGAUCAACACCAACACCCCCAACAAGAAUGGCACGGGAUAAAAAUGCCACCCUCCAAUCUUCACACAACCCACACCCCCUGACUCAUAUCCCCCAACCACUCUCUCUCUCUCUCUCUCUCUCUCUCUCUCUCUCUCUCUCUCUCUCUCUCUCUUUCUCUCUCUGUCUGUCGCCUCUACUGAUACCGCAUGUCCAUCUUCUGCUCGCCCGUAGACGGGCGGAGAAAGGAAGCAGACACAUCAGUAGAUAGAAACAAAAGGAGGCCACAGUGCUGGGAAAAGACAAACGUGAUAUGUUAUCUGGGGAAAAAUCUAAUCUUAUUUAUUAAAGAUGAAUUAUAUUAGAUAUAUUGUGUAAUAGCAACAAUCAUUGAAUGAAGACAUUUUGCAGUCGUUCAAAUGUAUAAUGUACACUGAAGUCCUAACUUAUACAUGUCAAAAGUAUAAAGAAGUAAAUUUUAUAAAUUUGAGUUGGGAAAGUUAGACGAAUCCCUUUUAUCCAGGAGUUUAGUCACUUUACUUUUUUUUUUUUUUUUUUAAUUUUUGUUGUGGUCUCCAUGUGUUUGGUGAAGGGAAGGUUCGAAGUAUAAAUACUGUGGCCUCAACAGCCUCGUCUGGAUCUUGCAAGUUUCUUGUCAAGACAUUUUAGGUACUUGAGGUUCUACAUACAGUUCAGUGUUUGCUUAUUUGUGUGUCAGUUGACAGAUAAAUUAUAUAUGUAUCGAAAGGUGAAAAAAGAAUAAGGGAAGUGAAUUAUGUAAGAACAAUUACUAUUUAAUAUUUUAUACUUUCAGAAAUCUAAUGAAGACUUCUAGUCAUAUUUAUAAAUUUUCCACGGAACUUUGAUGAGUCCCCAAAGAUGCUGAAUGGAGAUUUGUUCAGUAUUUUCACUUCCAGAGUAACAACAGUCUCUUCUCUCGUAUUACCAUUUGUGAAUGAAACGGUGAAAUGAAGGAUUAAUGCUUUGUGUGCAAUGAUACUUGCCGUUGCCAGCUGUCCUGCGCUGGUAUGACUUGUAUUCACUUGAUGGCAGCUAGGAUGUUCCCACUCCGCUGAACCAAAAAAAGGGAUAUAUAGUACAGCAUGUCUUAUUCUAUCUCCACAACCACACCCGUCAGUACUCCCACAUACUGGUUGGAAGCACUACUUCUUCUUCUUCUUCUUCUUCUUCUUCUACUUCUUCUUCUUCUUCUUCUUCUUCUCAAGCACUGAAGUUAAGCUGACCUCUCUGGGGUGUAGCACUGCGCAUGAAGGUUACAGCACCAGAAACCAACUGACACAAAAAAAGACACAUUUUCUCUCCAGUCAUCUAUUUGGACUAAAGACGACAUAUUUGCUUACAAAGCAGAGGAGCUGCUGGCCAUACUGUCCUCAAAAUAGUCUGAUGUUCAUUAUUGCUUAGGAAAUUUCAGUGUAUUUAACAGAAUUAUGGCAGUUUAAUUUGAUGUUUUAUUGUGAGACACUAAAAAAAAAAAGAAAAAAAAAAGAAAAGGGGGUGUGCGUUUGGGGCUUUCCUUUGUUUCUAAAGCUGUAUUAGUAUCGCCAUCUACUGUUGAUUAUACAGUAUGCAGAUGUUUUUUGAAUUGUGAAAACCGUACGUAUCAAAUAAGGGAAACAUUUGAGAUUCAGUGAAAUGACGGUGCUGUGUACCCAGACACAAUGGACUGAGUCAUUCCCCUCAGCGGGGAUGAUACUAUAAAAGGUACCGCCACCACACUAACAGCUGUCUGUCAAGGCCUAACAGUACUGUAAUCAUCUCAACCAUGGCUGACUCAUAUAUACAGUAUAUUUUUACAGCUCGUGGUCACACCAAGACGGGGACCAUUAACACUUGCUGAGGUUGCUGGUGUGUAUGUUUUUCUGCUCUGGAGUAUUCAGGCAUUCAGCUCUGCUCUGGUCUGAGCACCUUCACUCCUCUUCACACUCCCAACCCUUUAAGACCUGCUUCUUCUAGGACAUAAGACCAACUCCACUGGUGCUUUGACACACCUGACUGUAACUCUGUUGUCUUUUGUCAAUCAAGAAAGGAGGGAAAAUAAGCUUUAAGAUUUGUUAUUCUCUUGCGAGUUAACUCCUUUUUGUUUGUUUCUUUUUUUUUUUUUUUUUUAUUAAAAAUUAGGCGUUUGCGCUCAUGUGCCAUGCCACCUUGGCCACACAUGUCAAGAUCCAUAUGUGUGUGUGUGCACGUGGAUGGUGUCAAUUCAAGGAGACUUUCAAUCACACAUUAUUAAACAUUAAGCAUCAGUAAUAUUAAUAUUGAAACCCUUAAAAUUUCCAAAAUGUUGUUGUUUGCCGUUUUGUUCAGUAGAUUUCUGGGAAAGCUUCCUAAAGAUUAAAUAUUUUGGUUUACAUUCAUAACUGUAAUGUUAAAAUUUGUAUUAAAGGAAAGGCUUUAUUGGGUGAGCCAUACAGUACACUGACCUCCUGUUAGGUCCUAUACAUAUCUUGCAAAAUGUAAAAAAAAAAAAAAAAAAAUACUGUUCAUCAAAAAUCUUAAAAUAGCUGUAAAAAAAAAAAGGUGGAAAAAACUGUACCGUACUUGUCAUGCGAGGCCAUGAAAUCUUUUACGUAGAUGUAGCACUUGAAAGAAAAUAAUAAAAUUCAAAUACAGUGUUUUAUUUGAA